UUUUGGAUUGGCAGCGCAGCAGUCAGUGUGUCUUCUAGCAGGAAAAAGCGCCAACUUCUGCUGCACCUUUGUCAACUAUAGAGUAAAUGGCUGUAGACUGGAUACCCCUCGCUUUAAAUUAAAGCUAUAAUUUGGAUGAAUCAUUCGAUGAGGGGCACUGCUGCAUCACAGUAAGACCAAAAUGCCAGGUCUGCAGGGUGAUAAUGUUGUGGCGGCGUUGGGCAGCCCCAUCAAGAGGAGCAAACUCUCUCUCAAGUUCUUCCAGAAGAAAGAAACCAAGAGGGCGCUGGAUUUCUCUGAACCCCAAACUGAGGAGUCGAAAGAAGUCGAACCAGUGGAACCUGAGACAAGCACCUGCGAUCAGGUGGUCCCUGGUCCAUCCUCCCCUGGUCUCCUCCUGUCAUGUGAGAAAAAGGAGACCUUGAUGCCUUUUGUGGGAUUCAACAAUCUGGGCAACACCUGCUAUUUGAACAGUAUCUUACAGGUCCUUUACUAUUGUCCAAGACUCAGAGGAGGGAUCAAGAAACUGUACCAGCUGUCAAAAAAGAAAGAUGGCACAAAGAACGAAACGGACAAAGACAAGGAGCAGUCAGAUGGAGAGGCCGAGUCACUGCCAGCUCACAUGGCGCUGCUUGAAAACUUCCACAGCCUGAUAACAUCAGCGGAGCAGCUUCAGUCCAACUUCCUGCUCCAAUCUGACAGCUUCAAUGACAGCGAGCUGUCCACACCCCCUCGAAAAAUAUUGCACAGUCUAAGACGACUGAACCCAAUGUAUGAGGGCUAUCUUCAACAUGAUGCCCAGGAGGUGCUGCAGUGCAUCUUGGGAUAUAUCCAGGAUGCCUGUGACACCAUCAGAAAAGAGCAGCAGCUUGAGGGGAAGGACAAUAUCCAUGAAGAAUCUGGUGAUUCGGCAGCAGAAUCCAGAGCUCCCACGGAAGCUGACGGUCAAGUUAGCGGAAAGAGGAAGAGUGAUUCUGAGAUGGGAAACCCUAAAAAAAAGCCAAAGUCUGUCAAGUCCAAGAAAUCGGAUGAAGAGGAAGUUGAGAGACCUCUCACACGCUCCAGAAGGAAGUUGUCCGGCAUAGGCCUGAUGAACAGUCCUGAGGAUAAAGAUGGAGACAAGGUGGCAGAGGAGAUGCAGAAGGUUAAUGGAGAGACAGAGGGAGCGACAAGGAGUAAUGGUGAUGGAAAUGCCGGAAUGGUGGACGGUAAAAGGAAGAAACCAUCCAGACUCGCCUGGUUGAGGCCAUCUGGGAAACAGCCCAGUAUUUUCUCCAAGUUCCGCCGCGUUGGAAAGAUCAGCAGCAUGACUUUCAAAAACGAAAACAAACCUGAGGAGGAUAGUUCACCGAGUGAUGAGAAGAAGAGCUGUGACGAGAAAUCAAUUACCAACUCAGACAUGGACAAGAAGAGUGCUCAACAUCUGGAGGACCUGGACCUGAUGCAGCACCUGUUCCAGGGUCGACUGGUUCUUAGAACACGUUGUUUGGAGUGUGAGAGCUUCACAGAGAGGAGGGAAGACUUCCAGGACAUCAGCGUCCCAGUUUUAGAGGACCAACCCAGUAGUCCAGAUGAUCUCUCAGAAGUCUCUCCAGACCCAAAACCAGAGCUGAAGACGCUGAAAUGGGCGAUUGGCCAGUUUGCCUCAGUGGAGCGGAUCUUUGGAGAGGACAAAUACUUCUGUGAGACGUGUCAACACUACACAGAGGCUGAAAGAAGUCUCCUGUUUGACAAGACUCCUGAAGUGAUCACCAUCCAUCUGAAGCGCUUCUCCGCCAACAGACUAGAUCUGGACCCGUACGCCGGCCUCUCUAAAGUCAACACUCCACUCCAGACUCCUCUGACCCUGUCUCUGGACGAGUGGUGCACCCGUCCCUCCUCUGCCAAAGGUCAGCAGUACCAGCUGUUUGCUGUGGUCAUGCACAGCGGCGUCACCAUCAGCAGCGGCCACUACACUGCCUACAUCCGCAUGAGCGAUCUGAAGGAUGUGAGGCUCUGCCUGCAGGGCAAAGAGGAGACGGAGGAGGAAGAAGAGACGGAGAAGAAAGAGGAAGCACAGGUGAAGGAGGAAGUGUUGGACUAUGACGAUGGAGAAGUUUCAUUUAGCCUGAAUUCCAGGAGGCAGAAAGGUGCCAAUUUGGCAGGCGGCAAAAGAGGAGGCAAGAAGGUUUCUGAAGGAGUUGGACUGUUGGGAGGUCAGAGGAGUUUUUCCAGCUGUGAGAUUAGCAGCAGCAGCAGCAAACACGCAGGGAAACCAUUCAACGCUACAGCGACUGAGGGAACUAAACGGAGGAAGACCACUGGCAGUGUGAGCCAGAACUGUGAAGCUGGACUUAAAAAGGAGCCCAAAGAAGCAGAGGAGGCUUCACAGGUGUCCUGUGGGGCAGUGGAGGCCACAGAGGAGCAGGCUCUAAACGGCCUCUUGCAGUACGAAGGCAAAUGGAUGCUGUUCGAUGACUCCGAGGUGCGUCUGUUCGAGGAGGAGGACUUCCUGAGAGCCUGCUCCCCUGACACCUGCUCCUCAUCUACACCUUACCUGCUCUUCUACAGGAGGACGCCUGACGAGACAGCGUCGUGACUGUGAGGUGAGUGCCGAUAAAAAGAUACUGUUGCGGUAUUUGCAAUGCUACAAUAUUGCCAAAAACUGUGGCUAUCCAACAAAUGACUUCCUUAGGCCAGAUUCUGCUUUUCAGACUGUAAUUUGGACUCAAACUUUUGACUUAUGCCGACAUUGAGGAUUCAUGUUUUUGUUAGACGUAACUUUUUUGUUGUUUUGCUUUUUUUCUUAAAUACAUUCUUUUUGUUGUGUCUCUACAGUGUAUUUUAAAAUUAAUCAUAGACUUUGUUAUGGAUUUUUUUUCUUUACAAUUACAAAAGCACUUGAUAAACAGAAUACAAAAAUGGAACAUACCAAAUGCUGUAUAUUAGUUUUCCAAGCAAAAAUGUUUUUGGAAUAUAUUGAGUCAAAAAAGUUUCUGUAUUUUGGUCAGAUUUUGCGACAGUUGAAUAAAAAGCCCCCAAAAUGAA
Messenger RNA from Cynoglossus semilaevis (tongue sole), 3027 nucleotides. It is a transcript of the gene usp1, whose product is annotated as ubiquitin specific peptidase 1. The record is from RefSeq and is a predicted model, not a curated record. Bases 182 to 2578 code for a protein of 798 amino acids. NCBI's taxonomy places the organism in Eukaryota, Metazoa, Chordata, Actinopteri, Pleuronectiformes, Cynoglossidae. Gene Ontology annotation, biological process: regulation of DNA repair; protein deubiquitination. Gene Ontology annotation, cellular component: nucleus; cytosol. The transcript has 9 exons. Gene Ontology annotation, molecular function: cysteine-type deubiquitinase activity; cysteine-type endopeptidase activity.